Molecule: messenger RNA, 1193 nt
Organism: Hyaloscypha bicolor E
Lineage: Eukaryota; Fungi; Ascomycota; Leotiomycetes; Helotiales; Hyaloscyphaceae
Exons: 1
Coding region: 1-1122 (373 amino acids)
Source: RefSeq, a predicted model, not a curated record
AUGCUGUCUUACUUCCUGCGGCUGAUCCAGGUCCUCCUUCAAGUUCUCCUCUUCCGACCUCCCGUUCCGACCUCCCAGCAAGUUACCUCAAAGGCUCUCAAGGCCUACCGCACGCUUAUUCUGCAAGGCGGCAGCGCAACACCUGAUAUUCCAUCCGAGCUCUCCUUCGAUCACGUUCUGUCUGCCCAAGCUGGUCAUCCCAUCUCUCGCAGCGACUUCCUUAUGUACCUCACAAAUGAGACGUAUACCCAAGAAAACUUCCAGUUUCUCCUUUUCGUUCUCAGCUACACGCAACUCUACACUACCUUGGCCGCUCAAGGAGCUAUCCGACUUUCCCCAGGCUUUACGGAGCAUGACGAGAAGGAUGCGAGACGAGCCGUCAUGACAGCUAGAAGGGCCUCCCGCACGACCUCCGUCAUCUCCACCUCGCCUCCUCCAACCUCCCAUAGCAACUACACCGAGUUUGGCGUUUUCACCGGAUGUUCCUCUAUUUCAUCGCGUACUCCACCAACAACAGCCGGCGGAGACCACGAGCCCUCGACCCCUUUCACAACCAAUGCUCAACUAUCAGACGAGAUUGAGAAGUGUCUAGCUACUUAUAUUCGUCCUCAUUCCCCCCGCGAGCUCAACCUGUCAGACCUAGACCGGGCACUCCUCCUUCAAUCCCUCCAGCAAAGCAACCACCCAGACGUCUUUCGUCUCAUCACAAAGCAGCUGGAACCACUGCUCCGCGCAUCUUAUCUCGACUUUGUCAGUCAUAUCGUCCGAUCCCCUGCCUGCCCGGCAAACUUGUUUGCCUCUCGUCUCAUCGGUCCUGUUCUUAUCGUCUCUUCUCUUCUGGCGACCACCUUCUUGACAAUCUCUAAGAUCAGAUGGGAACUUCGCUCUCUUCUAGUUCCAGUCUUAUUCUGUGGCGUUGCCACAAGUUUCUGUGUGGAGAGGAAAGCUUUGGUCUGGUGUGGUGAGGAGGUGGACGAGUUGUUGGAGGAAGGCGGAGUGGGUGGAAAAGGGAAGAGGAAGGUACGGGGUGUGGUGGUGGCUCAGGGUGUUUGGGCGGGUGUGCUUGCUGCUGGUGUGUUCUGUGUUUUGUUUUUGCUUGUGCCUUCGUGCAAUAAAUUCUAGGUUGUAGAUAGUUUGGACGGGAACAAUGCCUUAGCCCCCCUCAUAGAUUUGGUGGCAUGGCCUGGUGUGGC